GUUGUUUUGGUGAACGAAAAUUGUUCUAGUGUAUUCCAGAAAGAGAGGCACAUUUAAUCCGAUUGAAUCCAAAAUAUUUUAACCGACACCGACUCGGGGAAAUGGCGUCGGCAGGGACUCUUGCAUUCGACGAAUAUGGUCGUCCAUUUAUCAUCGUUCGUGACGAAGAAAGACAAGGACGGCUAACCGGCAAAGAGGCACACAAGUCUCACAUUCUGGCUGCAAAAUCUGUAGCAGCCGUCUUAAAGACGUCACUAGGUCCCAAGGGUUUAGACAAGAUGAUGCAAGGCCCUGAUGGAGACAUCACAAUCACAAACGAUGGCGCCACAAUUCUUCAACAGAUGGACGUAGAACAUCAGGUUGCUAAGUUGAUGGUUCAACUGUCGAAAUCUCAGGACGACGAAAUCGGAGAUGGCACUACAGGUGUUGUAGUUCUAGCCGGAGCUUUGUUGGAGCAGGCUGAGAAAUUGCUGGAUCGCGGUAUUCAUCCUAUUCGGAUUGCCGACGGCUACGAACUUGCUGCGAAAGUAGCGGUGGAACAGCUGAGCAAGAUCAGCGAGAAGUUUGAAGUGGAUUUGAAGAAACGUGGACCACUUAUUAAACUGGCCAUGACAGCUCUGGGUUCUAAAAUAGUGAAUCGCUGUCAUCGUCAAAUGGCGGAAAUUGCAGUUGAUGCUAUUCUGGCUGUGGCCGACUUCAACCGGUCUGACGUGGACUUCGAGCUCAUCAAGGUGGAGGGGAAGGUGGGGGGCAAGCUAGAGGAUACCAUGCUCGUGAAGGGGGUGAUCGUCGAUAAAGACAUGAGUCACCCGCAGAUGCCCAAAGUUGUAAAGGAUGCGAGAAUGGCCAUUUUGACCUGUCCGUUUGAGCCACCGAAGCCCAAAACGAAGCACAAGCUUGACAUCAAAUCGGUGGAAGACUACAAGAAGUUGCGAGAAUACGAAAUUAACCAGUUCGAAAAUAUGGUUAAAUUGGUGAAGGACGUGGGAGCGAACUUGGUGAUCUGUCAGUGGGGGUUUGACGACGAGGCUAAUCACCUGUUGCUACAGAAACAGCUUCCCGCAGUCCGGUGGGUGGGCGGCCCAGAGAUCGAGUUGAUCGCCAUAGCAACUGGUGGCAGAAUUGUUCCCAGGUUUGAAGAGUUGACUCCGGAAAAGUUAGGCAAAGCUGGAAUUGUCCGUGAGCUGACGUUUGGAACCACCAAGGACAAAAUGCUGGUGAUUGAAGAGUGUCAGAACUCCAGGGCAGUUACAAUCUUCAUCAGGGGAGGAAAUAAAAUGAUCAUUGAGGAAGCGAAGAGAAGCCUGCACGAUGCCCUGUGUGUUAUUAGGAACAUCGUCCGAGACUGUCGUGUGGUGUAUGGAGGAGGUGCUCCAGAAAUCUCGUGUUCGUUGGCUGUGGCAGCAGCCGCAGAUAAGAUCUCUACACUAGAACAGUACGCCGUGAGGGCAUUCUCUGAAGCCUUGGAGAGCAUUCCACUAGCGCUGGCGGAGAACAGCGGGUUAGCUCCCAUCCACACGUUGGCGGACGUCAAGUCUCGCCAGUUGAAGGAGAAAAACCCGAAGCUCGGAAUCGACUGUCUCCAGAAAGGAACAAACGAUAUGAAGGAACAAAAUGUGAUAGAGACUCUAACAGCCAAGAAACAGCAGUUGUUGUUAGCAACCCAGCUCGUUAGAAUGAUCUUGAAAAUAGAUGAUAUCCGUGCUCCAAAUGACAUGUAACUUAUCACAGAAACAAACUUUCUUAAAUCCAUUGUAUUCUGUUAAUUGAUUUUAUGACAUUUCAUAAAAUCAUGUUGUGUGUUUUUCAUCGGCUAUUUCUCAUUUGCUGCCAAUCCUGAAACUAGCCCGUUACUACAACACUGAAUGUAAGCUGCAAUAUAAACUUCUUUUUGGGUCCAUUCAAAUGCACUAAUGCAAAAUCUUUCAUUAAAUGUGAGUGCUUACAUCUUUUUGUUGGAAAUUUGUGUAAAAUUUGUGCAGAUUAUACAAUUUAAUUUUUCUACAAACUUGUAAUAAAUAUCUGAAAAGUU
Gigantopelta aegis is the source of this 2032-nucleotide messenger RNA. RefSeq names its product T-complex protein 1 subunit epsilon-like. The transcript is spliced from 10 exons. The coding region runs from base 102 to 1721 and encodes 539 amino acids. Gene Ontology annotation, biological process: protein folding. The record is from RefSeq and is a predicted model, not a curated record. Gene Ontology annotation, cellular component: chaperonin-containing T-complex. Lineage: Eukaryota; Metazoa; Mollusca; Gastropoda; Neomphalida; Peltospiridae. Gene Ontology annotation, molecular function: ATP-dependent protein folding chaperone; ATP binding; ATP hydrolysis activity.